GCUUUUUAAAAUUCCCUAGGGCUACCGCGCUUCCCUCUUCGUUUCUUCUCCGACUGCCUGGAGUUUUCACCCGAUCGUCGUCGUCUUCCUCCUUUGGAGCAAUCAAUGCAGGGAGUGGCAUCAUUCUUCCGCAGAUCGGCCACCGAAAUCGGAGGCAACCUCCGGCUCUCAUUCGCGAACCUUGUCCGGAGCUACAGUGCUGAGGCGUCGGCUUCUUCGUCCGCAGCGUCAGCGUCGCAGCAGGCGACAAAGAAGCGGAAGAGGAGGAAGAAGAAGAACCUCUUCGAAGUCGCUCAGUUCCUCCCAAAUUGGGGCUUGGGUUAUCACUUGGCCAAGGGUCACUGGGACGGUGUCUAUUAUAAGAUCACCAAGAUCAAUCUUUACAAGGAUGGUAGGCAUGGUAAGGCGUGGGGAGUUUUCUACAAGGAUGGUUUACCAACCAUGGAUGCUCCUAAGAAAAUAAGUGGGGUUCAUAAACGGUGUUGGAGAUAUAUUCCAGACUCUUCAAGAAGGGCAUCGGACAUUGGUCUAAAGUCUGAACUGCAGCCUGAGGUUCAAGCAUGAAUGCAUGCAUAUAACUGCGGCCAGCUGAAUCAUCCAUCCAUUGGUCUGUAUUGCAUCACAAAAAGAUGGGGCAAAAGCAGAAAAUUCCAAGCUUUUCCAUGCAAGAAAGCACGAUGGGGCAGCUAACUGUUGUUGCGUCGUAUAAUGGGACUAUUGUUUUGGUAAUCUAAUCGUCUCAUCCGGCCCCAUUGGCAAUCAUGAUGUGGCUUCAAGUUAGUGUAAAUUUUUUUUCGUUAUCUCUUGGUUGUACAACUUUUUUUUAGUUGCUGAGAAUCAUAAAAGAGAAUCAAUGCUGUUUACAGCAGUAAAAGGUGGGGCAUUAUAUCAUGUAGAAGAAAAGUGGAAGGGCUAUUGGGGCAAUUUUAAAUCAGUUGGUUGCCCUGGUUUAACUUGUUA
Molecule: messenger RNA, 960 nt
Organism: Nymphaea colorata (pocket water lily)
Lineage: Eukaryota; Viridiplantae; Streptophyta; Magnoliopsida; Nymphaeales; Nymphaeaceae
Exons: 4
Coding region: 106-564 (152 amino acids)
Cellular component (GO): mitochondrion
Molecular function (GO): structural constituent of ribosome
Source: RefSeq, a predicted model, not a curated record